GAGAAAUCCUACUUUUGUACUUAAGUAAAAGCACCAGCACCAUGGAGCUGCUCUGCCUCGAAGUGGACAUCAUCAUACGAGCUCGUCCCGAUCCGAAACUCCUGUGCGAUGACAGAGUCCAGCAGAGCUUGUUGACCAUAGAAGAGAGGUUUCUACCCCAAUAUUCCUAUUUCAAAGGUGUCCAGAAAGAUAUUCAGCCGUUUAUGAUGAGGAUGGCCGCUACUUGGAUGUUGGAGGUUUGUGAAGCGCAGACGUGCGAGGAAGAAGUUUUUCCUUUGGCCAUGAACUACUCAGACAGAUUUUUAGCCGUCGUACCCAUCAAAAAGUGUAACCUGCCGCUGCUGGGAGCAGUGUGCAUGUUUCUUGAAUCCAAGACUUGUCCAUUAACCGCAGGGAAGCUUUGCAUUCACACAGAUAACUCCAUCAGACCCAAAGAACUGCUGCUCAAAACAUCACACACUAAACACCAGGGCAGUUCUGCUUUCACUCAAGCUGUUGUACCGUCUCCACUUUGGACUGCAGCGUCAUCAAGGUCAAAGGGUUUCCAGGCCCUGGGUGACCUCCCUGUGUUCACAGAUUUGCAUAAAAGACUUGACACACUGUCAAAGUUUGUCACUGCACAGAAAGAUAAACUGAAAGAAAAGGAAUUGAUUAUUGAUUUUGAGAAAAACUUGGACUCCAAAGUUGAGGUGGAUCCCAACACAGUUGCAGCAUGUCUCUGCCUGUCUGAUGGAAACAGAGAGAUAUCAUGGAGCGGCAGUCACCAGGCUCAUCCUGAUCACACUGAUCGAUUCACCUAUCCGCCCAGGCUCUGGGCAAAGUCAGCCUGACUGGCAGACACUACUGGGUAGUACUUAGAGAGGAGCUGGCAGUUACAUGUUUCGUUUGGCAGCAAGUGCAUUUAGUGCAGCUAAAUGACUUAGCAGCAAGAUGGAUGGUGGAAAAAAAUGGGAAGAGUGGAGCAGAGAGGGAAAGAGAGAAAAAAGAAAGGCGCUAGCUUGCAGGAGAUGCAAAAAAUGGGAAUUGAAAUGCUUGAAAUGUGAUAUUUGCAAUGUUACAGUGACCGUUUUCACAAAACAGCCAAUAAUAAUAAAAGCAUAAAAUGAAAAUAAAUGUUAUUGUUUAUGUAGCCGACUGCUUUAACACUAUUCUCAAAUAAAGAGUCAAACUUUUUAAUUUUUUACUUCGUAAACACAUUAUCCAGAUGGGUUUUUUUAAUGCACCACUGUACAUAGUUUCCUUUUCUGUUUACUUUGUAAUGCUGUAAUAUUGAUCAUUGGUGUACUGUAAAUUGUGAUUUAAGGUGUUGUUAUUGUUUCUAUACUUACCAACCAGUGACUUGAUGUAUUUCAAUGAUUAAAUCUUUUAACUGAAA
Messenger RNA from Thunnus maccoyii (southern bluefin tuna), 1375 nucleotides. Its product is annotated as G1/S-specific cyclin-D2-like. Gene Ontology annotation, cellular component: cytoplasm; cyclin-dependent protein kinase holoenzyme complex; nucleus. NCBI's taxonomy places the organism in Eukaryota, Metazoa, Chordata, Actinopteri, Scombriformes, Scombridae. Bases 42 to 830 code for a protein of 262 amino acids. The record is from RefSeq and is a predicted model, not a curated record. Gene Ontology annotation, biological process: positive regulation of G1/S transition of mitotic cell cycle; mitotic cell cycle phase transition; regulation of cyclin-dependent protein serine/threonine kinase activity. Gene Ontology annotation, molecular function: cyclin-dependent protein serine/threonine kinase regulator activity. The transcript is spliced from 5 exons.